AUGCCGCCCCCUAGGCAUGCAUGGGGCCCAGGCGACCCCAAUCGCGACUACCAGCUGCUGGCCGGCGACGACGCCGAGGCGCAGCAGCGGGACGGGAGGGCCAAGCAGGUCGCCGCGGGGCGGCUGUUCCGCCUGGCCCGAGAGGAGGCGUGGACGCUGGCGCUGGCAUCGCUGGUGCUGCUGGUGGCCUCCGUGGGCCAGGUGGCCUUCCCCAAGCUGGCAGGCGACCUGAUCGAUGUGGCCAUCCAGCAGCAGGCGGGCGGCAGCGCCGAGGAGGCGAGGCGCACCACCAGCCGCAUCCUCUCCGAGAUUCUGGUGGUGGUGGCGGUGACGGGCGCCGCCGACGGCCUGCGCUCCUGGCUGUUCCAGUCGGCUGCGGAGCGGGUAAUGUACCGCCUGCGGGUGCGCCUGUUUGGCGCGCUGCUGCAGCAGGAGGUGGGCUGGUUUGACCGCUGCCGCACGGGGGAGCUGACCAACCGGCUGUCUGAGGACACGCGCCUGCUCAAGUCGGUGGCCACCACCAGCAUCGCGCAGGCGUUGCGCGCCGCCGCGGUGUGCACGCUGGGGCUCGUCAUGAUGUUCACCACCUCGUGGCUGCUGUCCACCCUCGCCAUCUGCAUCAUCCCGCCCCUCUUCCUCCUCGUCUGGGCCUUUGGCCGCCUGAGCCGGCGGUACAUCAAGGAGCAGCUGGCGGCCAGCGCCGCCGCCGCCACGGUGGCAGAGGAGUGCUUUGGCAACCUGCGCACGGUGCGGUCGUUCGCCAAGGAGGGCGCGAUGCGGGGCAGCUACGAGACGGCCCAGGGGCGCACGCUGCACUACGGGCUGCGCGCGGCGGCGCUAGAGGGCUGCUUCUUCCCGCUCACCAAUUCACUGGCCACCGGAUCAAUCAUGAUGGUGCUGUGGUACGGGGCGCGGCUGGUGAUUGCGGGGCAGCUCAGCGCGGGCCAGCUGUCGGCCUUUGUGGUCUAUGCCAUCUAUGUGUCGGCCAAUGCAGGUGAGGGAGGCAGGAAGGGUGGAGCUAAACUAGGACUAGCAGCAGGGGCUCUGGGCGCCAGCGAGCGGGUGUUCCAGCUGCUGGACCGCCAGCCGCUGCUGGACCUGGCUGGCGGCAAGCAGCGGCCGGUGGGGGUGCCCGAGGGCGGCGAGCUGAGGCUGCAGGGCGUGUGGUUUGCCUACCCCUCCCGCCCGGCAGUCUGGGUGCUGCAAGGGCUCAGCCUGCACGUGGCACCCGGCAACAAGGUGGCCCUGGUGGGGCCCAGCGGCGGCGGCAAGUCCACCGUGGUGGCCCUGAUAGAGCGCUUCUAUGACCCGCAGCGCGGCUCGGUGCUGCUGGACGGGGUGGCGCUGGUGGGCCAGGAGCCCGUUCUGUUUGCCGACACAAUCGCCGCCAACAUCGCGUUUGGCUGCCCCGGCGGCGCCGCCAGCCAGGAGCAGCUGGAGGCGGCGGCACGGGUGGCAAACGCCCACGACUUCAUCUCCGCCUUCCCUCAGGGCUACCGCACGCUGGUGGGCGAGCGCGGCGUGCGGCUGAGCGGCGGGCAGAAGCAGCGCGUCGCCAUUGCCAGGGCGGUGAUCACGAGCCCCAGGGUGCUGCUGUUGGACGAAGCCACGUCUGCACUGGAUGCUGAGAACGAGCACUUGGUGCAGCAGGCGCUGGACCGAGCCUCUGCCGGGCGCACCGUGCUGGUCAUCGCCCACCGCCUGUCCACGGUGCAGGCCGCCGACAGCGUGGCGGUGGUGGUGGAGGGGCGGGUGGCGGAGCAGGGCGGGCAUGGCGAGCUGCUGGCGGCGGGCGGUGUGUAUGCGGCCCUGGUGCGGCGCCAGCUGCUCGUGCCCGGCGGCGCGGAGGCGGCGGCGGCAGAGCGAGAGGUGCCGGGGCUUGGGCGGCAGCAGCCGCAGGAGGGCAGCCCUGCCGGGGGUGCCAGCAAUUUCGAUUGA
Chlorella variabilis is the source of this 1938-nucleotide messenger RNA. RefSeq lists its product as hypothetical. Gene Ontology annotation, molecular function: ABC-type oligopeptide transporter activity; ATP hydrolysis activity; ATP binding. The record is from RefSeq and is a predicted model, not a curated record. The coding region runs from base 1 to 1938 and encodes 645 amino acids. The transcript is spliced from 10 exons. Gene Ontology annotation, biological process: transmembrane transport. NCBI's taxonomy places the organism in Eukaryota, Viridiplantae, Chlorophyta, Trebouxiophyceae, Chlorellales, Chlorellaceae. Gene Ontology annotation, cellular component: membrane.